AUGAAAGUCCCAUACACAGCCAGCCUCCUUCUCGGAGCUGUCUCUGUCGGCGCUCACAAGUCCACCGAGUACUCCUACGAAUCGACGCAAGAGAACAGUCCUGAAGUCAACGGUCUUGUCUCGGGCGCUAUCCAAUGGCAGUCACCCCCUGUCAAUUCGACUCUUCUCGACCUCAAACCCUUCCGUGUGACUUGCACUGGCAACAAAUGGAGACGCAAUUGCGAGUACGCCACUGACGGCAAGGGCGACACCUAUUGGGAGAGUGACACUCAAGGCAACGGACAGCCGUGGAUCUCAGUUGAUCUCAAGGAGAUUCACUAUGUCAGCGGCUUGACAAUGCUGCCACGCUUGGAUGAAAAUGCCACCGAGGGUCAGAUCUCCGAACACUUUGUUUAUCUGAGUAAGAAUGGGCUGGAUUGGGGCGAGCCAGUAGCUUACGGCACAUGGGGAAAGAACAAGGGCAUGAAACUUGCUGCCUUCAAUCCCACAGCUGCGCGCUAUGUGAAACUUGUCGCUGAGACUCCAGCAAAAGACCCCGACUACCCUCAGUGGCGUGACCCUGCUAUGAUUGUCAAUCUUGGUAUCUACGCUACCGACUAUACCCUCGCCAUCGAGCCUGGCAAGGGUGCCUGGGGUCCAACUCUCGAUCUACCCGUUAUCCCUGUCGGUGCUGCUCAGGAGAGGAACGGUGAGAUCAUUCUCUGGUCUGCUUGGGCAGAUGAUCAGUUCUUUGCCUCGCCCGGUGGUAAAACCCUCACUACCACCUGGAGCCCCAAGGCCAAGUCUAUUAAACAGACUGUCGUCGCAAACACCCAACAUGACAUGUUCUGCCCGGGCAUGUCCAUGGACUUUGACGGAAAUAUUGUCGUUAGUGGUGGUGGAGAUGCCGGCCGAACAAGCAUUUUCAAUGGAUCGGGCUGGGAAUCUGGCCCUGACAUGCGCAUGCCUCGAGGAUACCACGCAACAACCACCCUGUCCGACGGUCGGAUCUUUGCCAUCGGUGGCUCUUGGAGCGGCGGUAACAAGGCUGAGAAGAACGGCGAGGUGUACAACCCCCAUAAAGGAAAAUGGUACACUCGCUCCGGAGCAAGAGUCAACGACAUGUUGACCAACGACCGAUUGGGUCGCUGGCGCGCCGACAACCACGCAUGGCUAUUUGGAUGGAAGGAUGGAAGUGUCCUCCAGGCCGGACCCAGUGUGAGAAUGCACUGGUACACUGUCGAAGGAAAGGGUACCACACAAUAUGCCGGACGACGCGGAGAUGAUCUGGAUUCCAUGUCGGGCAAUGCUGUCAUGUUUGACGCUGUUCGCGGCAAAAUUCUCACUUUUGGAGGCCAAGAGUCUUACGAUGGAUCUUUCGGAUCCAACAACGCCCACAUCAUCACCUUGGACACCGCUCUUCAAGACCCUGAUGUGAAGAUUGCUGGACGAGGCAACAACGUGAAUGAAGGCGGCAUGAACUUCCCCCGAGUCUACCAUACCUCUGUGGUUCUUCCCGACGGCAAAGUGUUCAUUGCAGGUGGCCAGGCAUGGGGACAGCCAUUCAACGAGGAGAAGGCUCAAUUCGUGCCGGAACUUUACAAUCCCGAGACUGAUACCUUUGAACUCCUCAACGCCCACAACUUUGUCCGAGUCUACCACAGUAUCUCUAUGUUGCUGCCCGAUGCGACCGUCUUGAAUGGAGGAGGUGGUCUCUGUGGAAACUGCUCUGCGAACCAUUACGACGCGCAAAUUUUCACGCCUCCUUACCUGCUUGAGCCCAACGGUGAAAGAAGAGAGCGUCCCGUUAUCAUCAGCGCUGAUGCCCGAGUCAGCGUGGGCAACGUUUUGACUUUCAAGACCAAAGCCCUCGUUGGAUCAGCGGCUCUUGUGCGACAAGGAACCACCACCCACACUGUCAACACCGACCAGCGUCGUGUGCCUCUUGAUCUGCAGGCUCACGAUGGAAACGUCUUCACUGCACAGCUUCCUAACGAGGCUGGUAUUCUGCUUCCUGGAUGGUACAUGCUGUUUGCCAUGGAUAGUAAUGGCACACCCAGUGAAGCUUCCAUGGUCAAGGUAGAGUUGCCUGAGUAUGCAAUCUCCGAGCUUGAGGAGAUGGAUGCAAAUGAUGUUGAUGAGGAGAUGGAAGGCUAUGGUGUCUACGGCGAGGAGGAUUGCGAUCACAAGGAGAUGGGAGGAACCUUGACUGCCAUUCUGUCCUCGCCUGGCCGAGUUUGGAAGGCGUGGAGCCCCCUUCUGCUUAUGCAAGGUAAUUAG
Messenger RNA from Penicillium verhagenii, 2259 nucleotides. RefSeq lists its product as uncharacterized. The transcript has a single exon. Lineage: Eukaryota; Fungi; Ascomycota; Eurotiomycetes; Eurotiales; Aspergillaceae. Bases 1 to 2259 code for a protein of 752 amino acids. Gene Ontology annotation, molecular function: protein binding. The record is from RefSeq and is a predicted model, not a curated record.